Rhipicephalus microplus (southern cattle tick) is the source of this 1293-nucleotide messenger RNA. RefSeq names its product eukaryotic translation initiation factor 1A (gene eIF1A). The record is from RefSeq and is a predicted model, not a curated record. Gene Ontology annotation, molecular function: RNA binding; translation initiation factor activity. Gene Ontology annotation, biological process: translational initiation. Lineage: Eukaryota; Metazoa; Arthropoda; Arachnida; Ixodida; Ixodidae.
UGAGACGCCGCAGGUAGCGCCAUCUUUUUCGGGCUUGUGCGUCGUCCAUAUUGCGUGCUGUGCAAGUAGGUCUGCGAAAUUAGUGAGAAUUUCAUUGCGAAAGACGUCAACUAAGCAGUCUUGACAUGCCGAAGAACAAGGGAAAGGGAGGUAAAAACAGGAGAAGAGGAAAGAACGAAAAUGAAACGGAAAAGAGAGAACUCGUCUUCAAGGAGGACGGUCAAGAAUAUGCUCAAGUUAUCAAAAUGCUUGGCAACGGACGGCUAGAGGCCAUGUGCUUUGACGGCAUGAAGCGACUGUGUCACAUCCGAGGAAAACUGAGAAAAAAGGUUUGGAUAAAUCAGGGUGACAUCAUUUUAGUUGGUUUGCGAGACUACCAAGAUGCCAAAGCAGAUGUCAUCCUCAAAUACAACCCGGAUGAAGCCCGAAACUUGAAGUCCUACGGCGAGCUGCCCGAGCACGCGAAAAUCAACGACACUGUCAACUUUGGCGAAGAGGAGGAGGACGACAACAUUGAGUUCGAUGAAGUCAGUGGCGAUGAGGAUAUUGAAGGGAUCUGAAGACCGGUCGAAAGCGUCCGGAACCGAUCCCCGCGGUAUCACCAUUUGCAGAAUGUCAAAAGCCACUGGUUUCUGUUGCCUCCCUUUCAUGCGAAAUUUACCAUUUUCUCCUCCCCAUGCUUGUGUCGUGUGGAGUCGGCAGAAGUAAAAGGUAUUACAGUGCUAUUUAUUUGCCUCGCUCCCAGGCCCAAGGAUUUGCAGACAGCAAGGACUGUGUCUUUGUGAAAACAGUUGCGUAAGCUGUCGCAACUGCAGGUAGAAGGAGCUCCGCUGCUGAAGUUGCUAGCACUCUGUCUGGACUUUGAAGAAGAAAGAAGAAAAAGAGGCAUGUCAUCAGUAACAGCUGUGCCCUGGUCUAGUUUUACCAGUGCCCGAAUGAAAUGGGUGAAUGUGGACUCUUCCUGUGUUACUGCAGUUUGGCCGGGCAACCCAGUAAAGAACCCUGCCGUGUCAACUAGCUCUGUUGUAGCUGUUGUAUCUGGAGUUGUUACCACUCUUUCGGUCUAUUGUUUUUACCAUGGUGUGUGCAGGGAAGUGGGCAAAUCGUUGUAUGUUUGUAGACAUUAAAAAAAGAGGCUGCUUCACUUGAAUGUUUAAAGUGUAUAUUUUGAUGUGCGUGAUAAUGGCUGCAGGAAGCACGUUUCACAUCAUAUUUUUCCCUGCUUUGUCUUAACCUUUGUGAAUAAGGAAAUGAUGUAACAAAGUACUAAUAAAGACAUUACUGCCAAUUCGA